Messenger RNA from Labeo rohita (rohu), 5549 nucleotides. It is a transcript of the gene nufip2, whose product is annotated as nuclear FMR1 interacting protein 2. The transcript is spliced from 4 exons. The record is from RefSeq and is a predicted model, not a curated record. Gene Ontology annotation, molecular function: RNA binding. NCBI's taxonomy places the organism in Eukaryota, Metazoa, Chordata, Actinopteri, Cypriniformes, Cyprinidae. Bases 134 to 2050 code for a protein of 638 amino acids. Gene Ontology annotation, cellular component: nucleoplasm; cytoplasmic stress granule.
CGACGCACUAAACACCGCCCGCCUCUCUCUGGCACCCCCAAACGCAGGCGGUGAUUGGGCAGUGCAAAUGUCUCAACUCCCCUCGUCCACCGAGCACCGGUUGAGCACAUUCUGUCACUUGCGCUAGCGUUAAAUGGAGGAACGUCCCUGCGAAGGGGCAACCGGAGUAUAUAUCAGUCAUGGAGCAGAGAACGGCCCUGAUCGAUCGAACAUAUCGGUAAACAAUGAUCAGAACCACAGUCAGUUCCAGAACGAGAAAACGCAGACGAAGAAAACAGAAAAUGGCAAAAUAAAUGGAACUCUGAAGGAGGGAGAGGUAACUCCCACUUCCUUUAACCCAGACAGCUCCCUGCACCCUGCGAACAGCAAUGGCGACAGACACCUGCUAGACACCAACUUGAAACAGAAGCCCACUCGACGGGCCUUCACCACUGACUCAACAGGGGACAGAAAAGGUAGAAACACUAGCAGAAACAGCAUGGACUUCAAAAAUGACAAGUCCUCAGAGUUGAACACACUUGAGGGCAAAAAAGAGGCUUUGGCUACUCUGAACGGUGUGGUGUCGCCCAACUCUGUACCACUUACCAACGGUUACCCUAGCAAACCCGGAGCUGACAAUGACGGCAGUGGCUCUGAGAGCGGAUACACUACUCCCAAAAAGCGCCGGGCCCAGAGGAAUGGCAAAGCUGGGGACAAUGUGACUGCUUCUGCCCAGGGAAAAGCCAUGCAGCAGGGCGGCAAACAAGACCACGGGCCUGUGGCGCCGGACUUGGCCUCUGGCUCGCAGAGCUCUCAGUGUUCAAAAGCCGAGUCGCAACUAAAAGCCAAGGAACCACCCGCCUCCGCCACCCCACCUCCUCUGCCGGGGGCCGAACUUCAGCGCAAAAACUCGGACAGCAAGGCGGCUGGCAAACGGUUCGAGGAUCGCUCCAGCAAGGUUAAGGUGGCUACCUCCGCCAAAGAGGACUCAUGGACCUUGUUCAAGCCUCCGCCUGUCUUUCCUGUGGACAAUAGUAGCGCUAAGAUUGUGCCUAAGAUCAGUUAUGCAAGCAAAGUGAAGGAGAACCUCAAUAAGACUGCCCAAGCUGGCGGGGAGGCUCUCACUCCCGCUCCCCAGGUGCCUGGGAGACCGCCACAGGUCCCCAUGUCUGCGGUGAAAACCAUCACCUCGGCUAGCUUUACCAACGGUCCCCUGCCGGGGGAAGGGAAUGGCUGUCCCCUGCCCGGCUCUCAUUUCAACGCCGGUCCUCUGCUGGCGACCCCAGCUGUUGCCGCUGAGAAUGUAGCAUCUCCCCCUGGUAGCGGCACUUCGGCCGUCGGAAGUUCCACGACCUCUGCGGCUGAGCCCAGGAAGCCCAGUCUGUUCGUUUACCCCGUCACCCCCUCCAAUAUGCAACUCUCGCUCCCUAGCGGCCGCCAAGCCGAUCCCCCUGCUGCUCCGACAAAUCAGAAGUCUCUGGGGGACAUUUUUCAGAACCAGUGGGGCUUGUCCUUUAUCAACGAGCCUAGCGCCGGACCAGAGGGUGUGGCGUGCCGCUCAAAUGGAAAGGAUGGGCCGGUGGAGGUGAGCUUUCAGGGAGGCUGUCCUGCUACAGUGGCCACUCAGACUUCCAGUACCUCUCAGAGACCGGAUCAACCACCCUUCCCCAAGGCUCAUGAGCCAGACAAACGGACUAACGCUCAGAACCUGAGUCGAGGGGCGAGCGGCGGUGCCACGGCGGCGAGCGGGGCCGUACCCGAGACCUCUGUCCUCAGCCUGGAUGCCCAGAGAGAUGAGACGGGGGUUCAUGGUGCAAUAGUGUUUUGUUCUUCCUCUAAGGACAUUUGUGCCGAGCUGCCUCCCACCUCCCCAGCUGCACCUAAGGUGGCUUUGGCCAAGGACCAGGGCCAUACUAAGGGCUUUGACAGGAGGUCUAGUUGGGGGUCGUUUGAUCUAAAAGCUGCUGUAAUUUAUCACACUAAAGAAAUGGAAUAUAUUUUGAAUUUGCAAAAACAAGAUCCAAAUCGAGUAGUCCUCUACAGUGAGUCAUGGGACGGACCUGCUCAGUGAAGCUGUGUCUGGACACUAUAUCUCAGAUGAACUCUGCUGCAAAAAGAUGUGCUUGAGGAACAUGGCUGCUGCCUCUAAACAUCCUGAAUCAGAACUAAUCCAAUCUUAAGAUGGUUUAGAAAGGACCUUGUUACCCGUCAGCAGUCAAGGCUGAGCGCAGAGGAACAGAGUGCGCUUGGGAAAAACGGGUUAGCUGGUUUUAGAAUAUUAGAAUGGAAGAACGGGAGCUGUGGAACUCUAGCGGAUAUGUUGCUGAAGACAAUUUCAAUGACUUUGAGGACACGUCAAACACUCAUGAUAACCCCGUCGUGACAUUCGGUUGGGCGGAAGCUUCUCCUUUAAGUACUCACGGACCUAAACGAGCGUCCUGGAGGAAAGCAUGUCACCAUGUGUCCCCCUUUUGAAUUCAAAUAAUCAUGUAGACUCGAAGUGGUCACAUUGAAUUCAUCUGGGCACAGGACCCGAAGAGUGGCGCUCUACAGUGAAUUAACAUACUGUGGCCAGAGGAACUACAUGGCUUUUUUUGUUUUGUUUUUUGGAGAUUCAGGGGAAUCGAACUCCAUUUAUGUGUGGGGGGCGGUUAGUUCAAGCCUUUGGGAUUAAAUAAUCGUCUUAAUUUAAUUUCUGGACAAGAUUGGGUCAGUCCUGUUAGUGACGCGUCUCCACUUCGUUUGUUUCUCUUUUUUUUUUCUUCCUUUUCAUUGAAAUACUUAAAAACUCCCAGGGCAGGUUAUGAGGUACACUCGGAUUGGGAAACCGCACGCCCUGUAGUGUGCAUGUGCAGUAUGCUGCUCUGUGCGUCCUCUUUUGGAAGAGUUCAAAGUGCUAUCGUUCAAUAGUCUUAUUGUCGUCUCUUCACGCUUCUGUCACCUGACAGCCGUUCGAGUCUCUUGCUCGUUAUGUGAGAGUGUGUAAACGGAGGGCAGAGAUCAUGCUAUACUCUUUUAUCUUGAGUGUUUUAUGUUUUUAAUUUUUUAAGUAGCAGUUAGAACCCAGAACUAAUCGAUAAGAUGUGCCACACCACACAGUUGCUUUAGCUUCAAUGCUAAUAGGUACAUUAGUUUAUUUUGGUUUAGUUCUGUAGAGGUGGGUUUUAAUUUUCGCCCAGAAAGGCAGUAGCGACUACUUUUGCUUCAUUUGGAACUACGCCACAAUUUAGAGGGCGAACGAUCUGGACUUUUUAUUUCACUCGAGACUAGAAGCCCCUAGUUUUUUUUUGUUUUUGUUUUUUUGAGCACCACAAUCACACUUUUAUGCUUUUAUUUCUUGUAUGUUUUGAUUUUUUUUUUUUUUUUUUUUUUUCUCUUCAUGCUUAUUGGUUAAGCGCUUGCUAAGCACAUAUGAGCCUCAACAAUAGAACCGCCGUUGACAGGAAUUCUGCCGUUGUGUAAAUGUUUCUCUUUCUAAUGUCAGAAAAUGCAUUCUAAACUUAAAGUCUAUCCUCUGUUUUAUCAUUUCACAGAUUAAUUGAUUUAUACAUAAGAAUCAGUAGCACUUUAUGUAUUAUGUUCUUGAAUUGUAUUUCCUUAAACAUUGACAUAUCAGUACAUAUUUGAAAUUCUAGUAAUUAAUCAUAGGCUACUAACUUUAACCUCUACCUAAGGACUGUCGGUCCGCAAUCUCAAAAAGAAAAUAAAUAUAUACAAAACAAAAUUAAAAAAAAAAAAAAAAAAAAAAGUGAAAAAGGAAAGAAAAUAAAAAAGACACUCAGGUAGAAUUAGGGCAGUGUUCUUCUAACAAAACAAAACAAACAAAAAAAAUGCACCAACAGUGUUAUUGCCAAAUAUGAAAAAAAACGUCCCAUGUUUGUACCAGCUGUUUUUUAAAUUGUGACCUUUUGAGGGAUUUAAUUUUUGACUGAAAGCCAAUGCUUGUGUCUUUAACAGUAUCAUUUGGCAUUGAUGUUUUCUGUACAUGACCAUGAAACACUGCCAGGUGAAAAGAUUUAAGUACACAUGGGAGACGUUAACCACACUACGUAUCUGUAUGUCUUUCCUUUGCAAGAGUUUCUUUUUUAUUUCAUGUUUUAAAUGCAGCAUGUAAUGGUUUCCAAUGUGGUCAGUCUCUGGAAAACGUGGGAUGUUUCAUGAUAGUCCUUAUUCUGUUUCUGUUAAGGUAUCCGAUGUCUAUUCGAUAUCUCGGUUCAAAAGAUACUGCGAAAGCUGUUGAUGAAACAGAUGUAAGGUUGUUAAAUUCUGCUUCAUCUUCUCUAAUUCCAUUCGGAUUCCACUUAAAAGCUUUGUGCAAUGUAGAGAAAUCCUGCGAUUGAUAAUUAGCUCGUUCCUUGGCUUUUUAGAUGCACAUCUCUUCAUUGCUUCACUUGAGUUUUAUUGUAGUUAUCUAAAUUUUGUCUUUAAACAACUCACAUAGAGCUUUUUCUUUUUUUUGUUUUGAUAUCCAAGGGAUUUGCUUAAGGAGUUACUGAUGUAGGCAUAAUUUAUAACCAUCUGUUAUUACAUUAAGUUAAUUAUGAAAUACCUCUGUGAACACGCAUUGUCCCGGUAUCCCUGUUUCCCUUUAAAGGGAUCGUUCACGUAAUAAUUAACAUUCUGUCAUCCUUUACUCAACCUCAUGUCAUUUCAAACCUCUAUUGUUCCUGUCCCAACAUAUAGUGAAUGUCCCGUUUGUUUCAGACCCCACUAUAUAGUCAAAAACGGUGUGGGUGAGUAAAUAAUGGCAGAAUUUAGAUUUUUACAUGAGCUGUUUCCUUAACUCAGUUACGUCUUUGUAAACGCUGUCAGCAGAAUGAACUGAACUUGGCCUUUGUUUCAAAUAAACUCAACUCCAGGGGUCAAAUGCACAUAUAGAGGUUCUAUGCACAGAAUGCAAACAGAACGGAGUUUAUAUUUUGGGGGGUUGCACAUUAGCUUAAUUUCCUCAAUUUAAAUAAGCACUUACUACCCCACAAAUGAUAUAAUUGCAAUAUAAAUUAUUUACAUAAAUCUUAAAUAGCUCCCCUUAGUGUUUAAAGCAAUGAGAGCACGUACGGAUGGGAGAGAGGUACAGAGAUACUUAAAUGGUGGUGUGUUUGAUUGAAAUCUGUACCUUAAAUGGAUCUUUGUUGGCAUAUUCAAAUUUCACGUGUUUUCUUGAUGUAUGAAUGAUCUUUGUCCUGUCCUGACAACUCAACUGGUUUUUUGCGUGUGGAUGCAUAUGUGUGUUCGUGUGCAAGCAUGUGUAUUUGUCUUCAUUCAUACGCUCAAUUAUAUGCAAAGUUAAUAUUGCGAACUUUUCAAGUUCAGGGUGCCUGUGUUAAGCGAUAUAUUAAACGGAAUCACAUCAGAACAUGAAAAACUCUUGCUUUUCCUUUUUCCCCCGUCCCUACACCCCCAUUAUCCCCCCAACGAUCUUCAGUUGUGCCAUGUUUUGACUGUUAAAAAGUUUGAAUUAAUAUUUCAUUUUAUGUUGCCCUCUCUGAAUUUCCUACAGUGGAUAUGAAGAGGGGGUUACAUUUUGUCUCAAGAAUCUUUGUCACUGCUAAUAAACUUGUUGAAAAAGA